AACAGCUUCCUGAGCUCAAAGAUCCUGGAACUGUGUGCCGAUCUUCCCAUCUUCUGGCUUCGACCUACAUAUCCCAAAGAGAGUCAAAGAGGUAAAAGAGAUGUUGGAAGAAGAGCAAGACAAGCUCAGCACAUCAACUUGGACCAGUUUGAAGCUGCGGCAGAGGAAGUAAACACAAGGCGCCAGGGGAACCGACGAGCUAAGCCAGCCAAUGAAACACAACCGCCUGCUGAAAGAGAAGUUCCCUUCAACCCCGAGAACCCCAUACCAUUUGGAAGGAGAAGGUGGGAUGACUUUUGACCCCAUGCU
This is a messenger RNA of Staurois parvus, 309 nucleotides long. Lineage: Eukaryota; Metazoa; Chordata; Amphibia; Anura; Ranidae. The record is from the annotation of a GenBank genome assembly.